UUAGGGAGAGAUUGAGGACGAGUGCAUAGCGGAAAGUGCAUUGGCUCCUCGUCUCGAAACGUGGACGGCAUACGAAUGAUGGCUUAGUUUAGGCAUUAUGCUGUGAUUUACCCAUCGACAUCAUCGAACACCGGCCGCAUGUGCGCCUAGUCGUCUCGUCACGCAAUUAACAAUCUUGUACAGGGACCUGCUCGUUUACAUUCGCGAUCGCGAGUGUGGAGGUGUGCGACGCCGAGGACGACCUGGAACCGUUAUGAGUCUUUUCGAGACCAGUCUUGUCUCAACGGUCGCCCGUGAACCUUGAUAUAGUCCGUGAAAAUCGUCUACUUCUCGACGAUCGUCUGAAGUCUUUGGAAAUAUAUUUUCUUACAGAACGAUAUAAAAAUACAUUUUAGAUCAAAAUUGUUUGAUUUUAUUUUUCGAGUGGUCUCAGAAUUGUUCGCGAAUAUCGAUUUCUUGUUUCACGUGAAUCUUUUCGAGGUCAUUGUGAUACAUCUUACACCGAAUUUGACAGUUUUUUGGACUUUUAUUUCUUGAGUUAAUUAUUUAUUAAGUUAUACUUGAAUUGUGAUAAGUGAAUAUAAUAGAUUCGAGAAGAUACUCGAGGUGAAAAUUAUUUUUUGAUAAAAGAAAAAUAUCUCGUCAUGAAGAUAUUAUGCAGUUUGAUGGUGAUAAUGAUAUUCCGGCAAGCUAUCGCCGGAAUCGUUAGGAAGCCGCCGGCCUUUUCAACACCAGUGUAUUCGAAUUCGUAUCUCCCCGCUGCCAUGCAGGUAAUUUUUCACGCGGUCGAGCAACUGAAGCUGCUUCAAGUGGAAGAAAUAUUGCAGGAAGAGUUAACUAUUUCCCUCUCGACAUCGACGACCCAAUCGAUGAAGCAGCAGCGGCAACCGCAAUCGACGACGCCCGAGGGAAUUUCCAUAAUUUCAACUGCUACGACCGCAAAAGUGCACGAUGAGAAGACAGAAAUUCCCAUAACUUUGACUUUAGCGAGUAAGGUAUCGAGUCAAGGAUUAUCCAAGACUUAUGAUGAACCUAUAAAAAUUGCUCAGCGCUUGGCAACUUCGACUGCGAGCGUUGUAUUCGAUCACAAAGAGACACCCGAAGUGAAUGAAGAGACGACUGAAAAGAAUUACGAAUUACCGGCUACGCCCGAAACGAAUCACGAAUCACCGGAGCCCGUACAGGAGAUCCAGGAAUCGAAUCAAGAAGUCCCGGAGAAGAGCGAAGAAAGUUCUUCAAACACUGAACGCUCCUUCGAUGAUACGUCCAAAUUCUCGCGACACGACGAUGCAUCGCAUCAACAAUCGACACAGGCUUCCGUUACGCAAGUGUCGAGUUAUCAGAAAAAGAAGACACCGACCGUCGAUAGCGUCGUAGAUAAAAUUCACGAAAUCGUAAAGACAACCACGUCCCUGUUCAGCGAGGAAUCGGAUGACACCGACGAAUCGAAGAGUGUGGAAACAUCGAUCGAGAAGUCGGAAAAAAUUGAGGACGAAGAAGAAGACUCAAGGUUUUGUUUACUGGGCGAGAGAGUGGCUCAAGUGCCGCGUCCAAGUUUGAACCAAUACCUAAGACGUUCCAAAGUGCCGCCUAAGCCGUCUCUUCAGCAAUUGGCGAACCUUUAUGACUCUCUUAGCAAAGAUGCGCGGAAGCAAGGAUUCGCGCGCUUUGCUGGUUACACGGACGAAGUCAUGAAGAUCUUGUACUCAUCUGCCGAAGGUGGCAUCGGACCGCAGCUGAAACAGCUGUUAGAAAAAGUGGUAGAGCGAAAUGAGCUCACCAGAGAUGACGCGAAGUUGAAGACGUCGCAGGCGCUGCGUGAUCUCGACAAUCCUGCGAGCUCGCUCAGCAAGGAUCUGAGACCUCUGUUACCGUUACGUUAUACGCUUUAAUUCUUUGAAAGAGUUGCAAUGUUCUUAUAAUUUUCAUAAAUAAAAAUACGAACAUUGCAAUAGAAAAAA
Solenopsis invicta (red fire ant) is the source of this 1961-nucleotide messenger RNA. RefSeq lists its product as uncharacterized. The record is from RefSeq and is a predicted model, not a curated record. Bases 645 to 1892 code for a protein of 415 amino acids. The transcript is spliced from 4 exons. Lineage: Eukaryota; Metazoa; Arthropoda; Insecta; Hymenoptera; Formicidae.